ACUAAACAAGUGUCACCACUGUCAUUUGUCAGCUGUCAAAUUAUUUUUACAUAACAUCAAAUUUUCGAAAAAUUUAGCCCAAAAUGGCAAAUUUGGUUCGUAUUGGGCUGCGUUUGGCCAAUAAGGGUUUAUUUGCGAAAACAGAAGUUACGUCUUUGCGAUUUAUCAGCGGUAAAUUGUUGCGAUGCCAAGACGACAGGCCCCCGAAACCAGCCCCAUGGAACUACAAAGAAAAGUCGUACACGAUUUUAAAUUACUGGACUGACCGAACAACAUCACGGCUCGAUGAAAAUUCAAAAAUUGUGGUAGUUGAGGGUCCUGUAGCAGCUGGCAAGUCGAAAUUUGCUAAGGAAUUAGCCGAGGAGUUGGAUAUGUUGUACAUGCCUGAAGCGAACUUAGAUAUGGUUUAUAUAAACGAGUAUGGUUAUGAUUUGAGACAGUUGGAUGAGCAGUUGCCAGAAUCUUGUAGAAGUUUCGAUGUCAAAGAUUUUUUGCUUACGCCCAAACACAAAAACACUGCUGGUUUCCAAUUUCUUCAAUACCAUACAAAAUAUUCGCAAUAUAUCGACGCUUUGGCUCAUUUAUUGAGUACAGGACAAGGCAUUGUCCUUGAUAGGUGUUGCUUUUCAGAUUUUGUCUUUGUUGAAGCAAUGUAUAGUCAAGGAUAUUUGUCUAAAGGCGCCUACAAAGGUUAUUACGAAGUCCGCCAAAACACAAUUAAUGAGCUUCUGCGCCCGCAUUUAUUAAUUUAUUUGGACGUUCCUGUCAAUAAGGUUCAGGAAAAUAUCAAAAAGCGUGCCCUUCCUUUUGAAAAAAAUUCGCAAGUGUUGACGCCUCAAUAUUUAUCAGUCAUGGAAAAAGUUUACAAACAGAAGUACCUCAAAGAGUUGAGCAAACAUGCAGAACUUUUGAUUUACGAUUGGUCAGAUGGGGGCGAAGUUGAGAUCGUUGUGGAGGAUAUUGAGCGUAUCGAUUUUGAUAAUUACGAUCUUCAUGAUCCCAAAUGCAAAGAUUGGAGGAGACACACUGAGGAAGAUUGGGGCGCACUUAGAAACAAGUAUGCCGAUCACAAAGAUUCCUUGCAGAAUUAUUUCAAUGUUCCACUUCAUCACGUACCGGAAAUGGUGAUUGAUGCUGAAGACGCUAAGAUUUAUCACGAUAUUAUGAAUAAUGCACCUGGAGAGGUUUACCAGCCCGGCUUUAACGCCGAUAUGGGCGAUACGGGGGUACUUUUCAAAAUGUCGGGACACCAUCGUGAAACACUGCCUUUGAGAGAGAGGAACUUAGCGAAGUAAUUGUAAUAUAUUUAACUUGAGGAGAUGAAUAAAUUUGUUUUUAAGUAA
Molecule: messenger RNA, 1343 nt
Organism: Tribolium madens (black flour beetle)
Lineage: Eukaryota; Metazoa; Arthropoda; Insecta; Coleoptera; Tenebrionidae
Gene: ND-42
Product: NADH dehydrogenase [ubiquinone] 1 alpha subcomplex subunit 10, mitochondrial
Exons: 5
Coding region: 84-1295 (403 amino acids)
Biological process (GO): mitochondrial electron transport, NADH to ubiquinone
Cellular component (GO): cytoplasm
Source: RefSeq, a predicted model, not a curated record